Messenger RNA from Drosophila biarmipes, 3178 nucleotides. It is a transcript of the gene Ugt36A1, whose product is annotated as UDP-glucosyltransferase 2. The record is from RefSeq and is a predicted model, not a curated record. The transcript is spliced from 3 exons. NCBI's taxonomy places the organism in Eukaryota, Metazoa, Arthropoda, Insecta, Diptera, Drosophilidae. Gene Ontology annotation, molecular function: UDP-glycosyltransferase activity. Bases 166 to 1770 code for a protein of 534 amino acids.
GGGAAGCCAAGCAGGUGCAUUUCGUGCCCCUGCACUCACCAUUCAGAAACCACAACAAAACACUUUGAUUAGCCAAAGCAUUAGAAUCCCACCGCACAAUGGAAGAUAAGGUUAUCGGAUCUGGGAGUUGGGUAACCGACUCAGUCGGUGGAAAAGUACGGAGCGAUGUGGCUGCGCAGCGGAGUGUUUAUUGCAUUUCUGGGGAUUCUGGGGAUCCCUCCCCAAAUUUCCGCCGGUAAUGUUCUCGCUGUCUAUCCGCACUUUGGUUUCAGCCACUUCAAGGUGGUGAUGCCCAUACUAAAUGAGCUGGCGACCCGAGGACACGACAUCACAGUGAUCUCGUACGUGAAGAAUCCCCAGGCCGAAGCCCUUCCCAACUACGAGGAACUGCUGAUCUCAGCGCCUGGUGAGGAUCAGUCGAGCACUACGAUCAACUUGGUUCCCCUGACGGAAAACACGCCCACACGAUCCCUGGGAGUACUGAUCCGGGAAUAUAUAGCCCUGCACGAAGAGGGUCAGAAGACCUGUGAGCAUCUCUUCGCCAGUGGUCACAUAGAAACAGUCAUCGCACGACACCAAAUCAAGCCCUAUGAUCUGCUACUCACGGAGUACUUCAACUCCGACUGCCAACUGGCCUUGGCCAAGUUAAUGAAUCUGUCAAUUAUAGGCUUGAGUACCUGUGCCCUGAUGCCCUACUAUUACGAUCGCAUCGAUCUGCCAGAUACACCUGCCUUUAUACAGUCGGAAUUCGUGGGAUUCGCUGGACAACUGAAGUGGCAUGAGCGCCUGCUUAACUUUGCACAAGCCAAGUUGUUAAAGUUUCUCUACAAAUAUCACUCCAACAGGGCAGAUAACCUAUUGAUACGAAAGUAUCUUGGGGUGGAAGUAGAUGUAGAGGAAGUAGCCCGCACCCAAACUGCUUUUAUAUUCGGAAAUCAGCAUUAUUCGCUGAUGGGCAGUCGCCCACAGUCCCUGCAAUUUGUGGAAAUUGGAGGAGUGCAUAUUACUAAGCAGGCAAAACGGGAAUUGCCAGAGAAUAUCACCAAUUUCCUGGAUCAGUCAAGCGAAGGUGUGAUCUUCAUCAGCUGGGGUUCUAUGGUACGGGCUUCAAGCAUCGACGAAGAUAAACUAACAGCUAUUUUGGAAGUCCUACAAAACCAGCCCUUAAGAAUCAUUUGGAAAUGGGAGGGCGAUGAGACGCCAAAAACAGAUCCCUCCAAAUUUCUCUUUGUCAAAUGGGCUCCUCAAAUAGCUCUUCUUUGUCACCCUAAAAUAAAGUUGUUCUGGUCCCAUGGCGGCUUACUGGGAACCACCGAAUCGGUUCAUUGUGGUAAACCCCUACUAGUCACUCCAAUCUAUGGAGACCAAUUCCUAAAUGCAUUUUCUGUGCAAAAUCGUGGAAUGGGUCUUAAGUUGGACUAUGAAGACAUCACUAUACCAAAUGUAAAACAAGCUUUUACAGAGCUUAGCAAAAAGAGUUACUCAAAACGUUCCCUCCAGAUCUCGAAGAUCUUCAAUGAACGCCAGAAGACGCCGCUGGAAUUAGCCAUUUGGUCUGUGGAGCAUGUCAUUAAACAUGGCUUAGUGGCCGCAGAACUACUGCAAUCGCCCGGCAUAGAAUUUAAUGGAUUUAUCUACCACUCAGUGGAUAGUAUAGCUCUGAUAUUCGCACCUGUAGUACUUUUGAUAAUAAUCCUAAGCUGUUUAAGUAGAAGAAAGCCAUCUACGCCUGCCACUAAGAAACCUGGCAAGAAGCCAAAAAGAUCUUAAGCCUCACGAGACGAGCAAACAAGACGCAUGCCAUGACAAUUUGUGUAACAUUAAAUAUAUAUUAAGCAUAGAUUCAUGAGGAUUUCAGUAGCGCAGGCGUUGCAUGCAAUCCCUGCGACACUCCUCAAAGGUCAGGAAAUUAUUCUCAGUGGAUGCACAGCCCGUGUAGUAAAAGCUUUCGCAAUUUCCGGUCUUCUUGUUGUAGGCAUAUCUCAGCUGGCGACCUCGGCACAAUCCAGGUGCCUUGGGCUGUCUGCAAGCUAAACAAAUUAUAUUUGUUAAUUUUUAAAUACAAUAAUAUACAUUUUAAAAAAUUAAUAACUCACCUAUUAUCUGUUCGAUUUGGUCGUCCGUAUGAUUUUCCAAACUGGGAAGACCCAGAGAUAGGCCAAUGAACAAGAAUAACACUAGGCCAAAUUGCCUCCAGCUCAAAGUGAAUGCCAUUUUGGUCAAUUCAUAAAAACAGCAAUAAGCUGCACAAGUUCCAGAAUGUUAUAACACUCAAUCUUCCUGUUUAACUUUCGUUUUUGAACUAUUGAGCUUCAGUUUUCCGUUGCGAUCUGCACUAACGUCGGGCACAGAAUGUUCUCAUUCAAUUUGUCUGACAUUUUGACUGAUUUUUCUCAGUUUUCUCUGUGUGACGAUUCUUCUUCCGUGCGUCACGUACCUGAGUUUUGUUUUUGGCCAACUUCGUUUUCAUUUCAGCGUUUCCCCUUUUUAUUGCAUAUUUUCCACUGCACUCUCUGGCAAGUGAAAACGUGUGCAAAGAGAAGCGCCCAUAUAGGAAGUACCUUGGAUGAGGUCAAUGUAGGUGGACAGCUUUUACCUGAUGUAAACACGAUGUAAAUUUCUUUUUUCACUUAAAAAAAUAUCACUGUUCACUUUGAAUGUCAUAAUACUAGAUAUUCUUAUCUAUGACAGCCAAAGGAAUCUUCUAGCGCCUGCUAAAUAGUUGAUAAACAAAUAUAGAAAAAUACAAUGAGCUAUCGCAUAAAUUUGUUUAUUCAAUUUCUAACUGAUUUACUUAAAAGAGACAAUUAAAAGGGCAUAUUAUUCGUACAAAUAAUAGAAAUAAUCGCUAAAUCUAAUGAAGAAUAGCAGAGAGGCUAGACAGAAUUUUAACAAAUGUUUUUUCAGGGCGAGUGACGGAAGACCUUGGUCAGAUGUUGCUUUAAAAUGUUCUUACAGACUAUAAGGCAACCCGAUUUGUAUGCAUUAACAAUGAUAUAUAAUAAUUAUGUUAAUAAUAUUUAAUAGAUACAAGUAGAAAGAAUUUAUACAAUGCACAUGGCUAAUAGAGCUCAAAAACAGAGUCACAGAGACCUACUUACAAUUUACAUCAAUUCCAGGCGAACUAGACACAUAUCCUCAUUACAAAAUAAUAGUUAUAAACUCGUUAAUAAAUUCA